This is a messenger RNA of Biomphalaria glabrata, 10431 nucleotides long. RefSeq lists its product as uncharacterized. Bases 360 to 1127 code for a protein of 255 amino acids. The transcript has 8 exons. Lineage: Eukaryota; Metazoa; Mollusca; Gastropoda; Planorbidae. The record is from RefSeq and is a predicted model, not a curated record.
UUGAACCUGCAACAUGUAAGCUUAUUUCUCUCUAUGACUGUACUCCAUUUCGUUUAUACUUUUGGACUCUAGAAGACUUUUAUGCCACAGCCUCCAGAAUCCAAGUUUUAACGAUAGCAGACGUAAAGAGCAAAAGACUGUUAAAUGUACAGACCUACUACAGGGAUACCAGUCAAGUACCCGCUAGAUAGAUGCAGAUUUGUUGCCCUUAUUGUGAUGUGAUUGUGAUAAAUAACAACAAACGUGAUUGCUACUGAUUGUAUCGGAAAGGUGAAAGACUGACACCGAUGAAGUGACAUCUUGUUGACUAUUUGCAAGAGUAAAUAAACUUAUGGCACUCUUCCAUCCCUACAAGGGACAUGUCAUAUAAUAAUACUCCUCCAAAUGAUGAUUCACACACCAGUCUGCCCGGUUCGGAAUAUGGUGCCACUUACGAUGGACAUAACACAAAUAAUUAUGUCAACGAACCAGAUAACGUGACCCUUCCUAUAAUUAACUCAACGAAUAGUGAAUCAGAUGUUAUCACUCAUGUGGACAACGAGCAGACAGUGUCCGGUGCUCACGGAGCACAAUCAGGUCUUCACGAGGCGUCAAAUGCAGAUAGGAGCCUAGAUCCAAUUCCCGAGGACAUUCCAGUUCAAGAGACACGAGAAAUCGUGCAGGCAGACUUUGAUGAAAUACCUGAGGAAAUUCCAGUUCAAGAGACACGAGAAAUCGUGCAGGCAGACUUUGAUGAAAUACCUGAGGAAAUUCCAGUUCAAGAGACACGAGAAAUCGUGCAGGCAGACUUUGAUGAAAUACCUGAGGAAAUUCCAGUUCAGGUGACACGUGAAAUACUGCAGGAAAGUUCCAUACAGACAGAUUUUAAUGUACCUGAUGUGUUUAUCUUACGAGAACACGUAGAUUACAGUCCGCCCAUUUUCCCGCCACAAGAUAUUGAUCUGAGCAGGAGACACGCGGCACGCAGAAGAGCUCAAAGAUUCGCGAGUUGCCUGACGUGCUUCCAACAUCCCGUGAUGGUAAGAAACAUACCAUGUGGUUGCACCUGCAAUUGUUUGCAAUGCGCAGUCGUUAUGAGAGUCUGUGCUGAAUGUCAUGGGGAAAUACAUCGUUACAUUUUCUUAUAGAAUGAUUUAAAAACUAAACACUUUCCAUUGGCUGUGACUUGACAGCAUAAUGAUGGGAGUCUUUCAACUUACAUUUCAAUUAAUAAACUGCCCUCUGUCCAAACGAUGGAGGUCAUCUCUGUUAGACGUGCGGACCCGCAGAGGAGCGGAUAUCGGCUCAGACUACUACCUUGUCAGUGGCAAAUGUAAGCUCCGAUUGAAACGCCAACCAAAACGAGCCACACGACCCCGCCCAUUUAAUGUAGAGAAGCUUAAAGACGGCAAUACUGCAGCACAGUUCCAAUUGAAACAAACGAACCGCUUUGAGGCUCUUGCAGAUAUAUUGACCCUUGAAGAAGAGUGGGCCAACUUCAAAGAUACCACUAUUGGGUGCGCGGAAGAAGUUAUCGGAAGGAGGCCAGGUUCAUACAAGGAACGGUGGAUACAAGACAGAACAUGGAAAUUGAUAGAUGAGAGGAAAGAGGCCAAACGUAGACGAGAUCAGAAAAAUGAAACACAGGAUAGGAGCCUAGCGGAAGAAGCCUAUAGGGAAGCAGAUCUGAAAGUAAAGAGAAGCUGUCGGCAAGAUAAACGGGACUGGAUUGAGCAGAAGGGACAAGAGGCACAAGCAGCUGCAAGCAGAAAUGACACAAAAACCCUCCAUUGUAUUGUCCGAGAUCUCACUGGAGCAAAGAGUGGACAUGGGGCAUCGAUAAAAGACAAGCAAGGCAAAACUUUGUUAACGAAAGAAGAACAGGAUGCAAGAUGGGUAGAGCACUUUAAAGAGACCAUUAACCAACCGUCGCCAGACCUAACUUACAUAUUCAAGGACCCAUCUCCAGACAAUGAUCUCAAGGUCUAGACAGACCCAAUAACUGCUGAGGAGGUUACCACGGCCAUUGCAAUGUUAAAGAAUAACAAAGCACCAGGGCUAGACAUGAUAUCAGCAGAAAUGCUAAAAUAUGGGGGACAGUGCAUUGUUAACAGAAUGACUGAUCUCUUAAAUCUCUGUUGGCGAACUUCAAAAGUCCCAGAGGACUGGCAAAAGGGAGUGAUUGUAAAGCUUCCAAAAAAAAAAUGCAACUUGGCAGACUGCAACAACUGGAGGGGCAUUACUCUCCUCUCUGUCCCGGGCAAAGUUUUCAGCACUGUUUUUUUGAGACGGUUUCAACAGUCUGUAGAUGAAAGGCUCAGAGAAGAACAAGCAGGUUUCCGAAGAGACAGAUCAGGUACAGAGCAGAUUUUCGUUCUACGAAAUAUCAUAGAACAAAGUCUUGAGUACCAACAACUGCUAACGAUCAGUUUCGUGGACUUCAAAAAAGCGUUUGAUAGUGUCCACCGAGAAUCACUAUGGAAAAUAGGAAUUUAGGAAAUUUAGGCACCGGAUAUUUAGGCACCCGGAAAUUUAGGCACCCGGAAAUUUAGGCACCCGGAUAAUUAGGCACCCGGAAAUUUAGGCACCGGAUAAUUAGGCACUUUUUGACAAGGCGGAAAAUUAGGCACCGGAUAAUUAGGCACUCUUUAAUUAGCGACCUUAAUUUUGAAAGUAGUUUUAAAAUGUUAACGUAUAUGUUAUCCUUAGGCUAUGGGCUAUCGGUGACGUUAUAAAAAAAUAGCAACUAUAACGAUUCUAGCUAAAGAAAAGUUGAAACAAAAUGGGAAAAAAUGACAAUCAUGAGAAUGUGUGGAAACAAAAGACUCCUGAGUAUAUAAUAUAGACAUCACAGGAUUCAGGGGAGGGUUGGUAGAGAUGAUACUCCGCUCAUUGCUUCCGUCCAUCACCAACCACUAAGGUUGACUGGUGAGUCUUUUUAAAUUGAUGAUUAUGCAAAUUGUGUAAAUAUUUAGUUACUAAUGUAAAUUCUUAUGAUUAAAAAGUAUUAUAAAAUAUUUUUAUUAUGUCGGGGAGUGUUGGUGAUAAAUAUAAUCGCAAUCGCCCUCUGCUUGUGGAAAAGGGAGGGGUCGUACUCUUAAAAUGGGAUGGGCGGGGCGAGGGGGGGGGCCCACACACUCUCACUUAAAUGAGUGGAUUUCUCGCAGGUAGAUGUAAACUUAGUCGUAAAAGUUACGUAGUGAAUCUGAAGGCUACACACUGGACUAAAGGGUAUGGAAACACAAAGGUGUUCAAAUGGAAGUCUGGGGAUUAUAUUUUAGAGGCCUUCCAAAAACUUUGGUAGACACAUUUCUGUUAAAACCAUCAUAAUAAUAAGAACAGUAAUAAAAAUAAUAAUAUAUAUAAGGGAAAUGAAGAUAGUUAAAUUUCAUUGGCAGUUUUGAAAGUUAGGGAAACGAGUGUUUUUUUGUUUUUUUUUAAUAUGUGUGUGUGUGUGUGUUUAAUAAUGAGUGUAUGAAACCUUUUUUGUCGUUGUUUUUUUUUUUCAUUCUGAAGAAAAAAAUAAUUGUAUAAGGUAGGCCUACUGAACACAAAAGGAAUGGAGGAAUCAUACCUUCUCGACAAUUGUAGUAAAUAUAUUUGGUUUAUGAUAGAGAAGGUGGGGUUAAAUUGGAACAUCAACAAUCUUCUAUAAGCAGAAUAAGUAUUAAUAAGAGACCAAUAUUCCAAAAAAAAAAUUUUAAUUAAAUUUUUAACUCAUCUGUCUUUUCCAUAAACUUUUUUUUAAAUUUUCAAAACAUUAUAUUUUAUCGUAAUUUCUAGCCGUUUUGCGAUUUCCAUUGCUAUUUAUAUAAAUAUUAUAUUACAUAAAUUUACAUAUAGGCCUAUAUUCAAUAAAAGUUAAUUACCACAUUUGAAGGACGUAACACACCUAUACACUCACACAAUAGAUCUUCCUAAAGGGGUUACCCAUUAACAAUAUAAAAGAAGGAGUGUUGAUAAUAGAUAUUAAUGGUAUUAUAAAAAAUGUAUACUACUUUAGUUUAUCAACAUAUUUAAUUCCUAUAAGUAACGCGCGCAAAUCCACCCUGCUCAUUUCAUUUCCCACUAUAAGAAGACAAUUUUCUCCAGACUUCCAUUUUAGCAGUUAUGUUCAAUGCUGUACCCUGCCCUGUACUCCAGUGUGUAGCCUUGAGACUCAUUGCGUCAUUUUCACGACCUAGUUCAACAUCUACCAGCCACAAAUCCUCUCCUUUAGUGGGAGUGCGUAAAGGGGGAAGGGCUAAGGUCAGGAAGCAAUGAGAAGAGAAUCAACUCUACCUCCCCUUCCCUGAAUACUGUGAGGUCUAUAUUUUAUAAUGACUAUUAAUCCGGAGUCAUUUUUUCCACACAUUCUCACGAUUGUCAUUUUUUUCCUCGUUUUGUCAGUUUUUCUUUUAUAUCAUGAAAAUUCAGUUAGAAUCGUUAUAAAUGCUAUUUUUUUGAUAACGUCACCAAUAGCCCAUAGCCUAAGGAUAACAUAUACGUUAACAUUUUAAAACUACUUUCAAAAUUAAGGUCGCUAAUUAAAGAGUGCCUAAUUAUCCGGUGCCUAAUUUUCCGCCUUGUCAAAAAGUGCCUAAUUAUCCGGUGCCUAAAUUUCCGGGUGCCUAAUUAUCCGGGUGCCUAAAUUUCCGGGUGCCUAAAUAUCCGGGUGCCUAAAUUUCCGGGUGCCUAAAUAUCCGGUGCCUAAAUAUCCGGUGCCUAAUUAUCCGGUGCCUAAAUUUCCAGAUACCGGAAAAUAGAGAAUGCGGUAUCCCAGAAAAAUUCGUCCAGGUCCUACGACACCUUUACAGUCAGUCUAGUUGCUGCAUUAAAACAGAAGAGGGUACAACAGAGUUUUUUUACAAUCGAGACAGGUGUGAGACAGAGGUGCAUCUUAUCUCCCUUCCUUUUCCUCCUAGCCAUCGACUACAUUAUGUGGAGAGCAACGAACCAGACUGCCUUUGGUAUUCCAUGGCAUGAACAACUCCGAUUGACGGACUUGGACUUUGCUGAUGAUGUUGCACUACUCGGGCUACAAAUAAAUGCAUUCAAGAAAUGACGGAGAGCCUAGACAGAGAGGCACCCAAAAUUGGCCUCCGCAUAAACUUGGAUAAGACUAAAAUUAUGCGAGUGGGAUAUAAGGCAAAGGGUGUCCCCGUCAGACUUGGCGAGUCAAAGCUUGAAGAGCUGGACAAGUUCACGUACCUUGGCAGCAUCAUAACAAAUGAUGGAGAUGCUUACCAUGAUGUAGCGUGCCGAAUAGGCAAGGCAGUGAGCAUUUUCCAAAGGCUGCAGCCUAUUUGGACUAGCCAAGCCAUUGGACUCGAGACAAAAAUACACCUUCUCAACACAAUCGUCAUUCCAACUGCUACAUAUGCAUGUGAAACGUGGAAGUCAUCUGUCAAAAUUGAGAAAAGACUAAAUGUGGCUCAACAGAGAUGGCUGAGACGGAUUUUGGGAGUCAGUUACACAGAUCGGGUCUCAAACAAGGAAAUCCUAUGCCGAACUGGGAGUCGAACACUUAGUGAGGUUGUGACUGAACGUCGCAUGAUGUUUGCGGGACAUGUUCUACGUCAAAAUGAAUUACGCACACCAAGAGUUGCGAUAACAUGGAAGCCAAAACGAGGAAAGCGCAAACAGGGACGUCCUCGUAUUACUUGGCGACACUCCUUCAUGGAGGACCACAGAACAGUGGACACCAGGUGGGAGGAGGCUUCAGACAUUGCUUGUGACAGAUCUUUAUGGAGACAGCUUGCCGCCCAAUGCACCGAACGGCGCGGGAGGACCUAAGUCUAAGUAAGUAAGUAAGUCCAUUAUCAUAUUUAAUCAUGGUAAAAAUACCAUCAAUAUAAAAUUAAUUCUUUGCCAUAUUUUCAAGAAAUUAUCCAUUGUUAAGUAUGUAUAGAAAUGUUUUUAAAAAUUGUCGUUUAAGACAUUCCCUUCCAAUUUGUUCUCUGAGGUCGACAUGUUCUCUGCAUUGAAGUUCAAUGUUAUUGUUAUUGGCCACACUAUGCCUUAUAUUUGUACCAUUAUUUUAAUAAGUCUAUCAUAGUUGUCUUAUGUGAAUUAUUGUUUAUAAUAUGUGUGUUCAUGGGCGUAGCCAGGGAUUUUUUUCAGGGAGGGGGUUUCUUCAAACCCCUUCCCCCACCUGGCUAUGCCCAUAUGUGUGUUAUACCGUGCAUUAUUAUAAGGAAUAUAUUUUUAUAAUAAAGCUUUAUAUGAAUGUAUAAUACCUUUUUUAUCAUAUUGUGUAUAUUUGUACCAUUAUUUUUAUGAGCCUAUCAUAGUUGUCAUUUGUGAAUUAUUGUUUAUAAUAUGUGUGUUCACGGGCGUAGCCAGGGGGGAUUUCGAAGAAACCCCAUUUUGAUAAGAUGGUAUUAUACAUUCAAAUAAAGCUUUAUUAUACAAAUAUAUUGCUUAUAAUAAUAUACAACAUAGCACCCCGUGUGCUAUUCCAUGCUAUACUAUAAGCAAUACACUUUUAUAAUAAAGCUUUGUUUGAAUGUAUAAUGCAUUUUAAUACAAAUACAAAAAACAACAACACUUCUAUCCACCUAGAAAGAGAAUGUACUUGUUCAAUAGGUUUUGUUGCUGAACAUAAAAUUUAUAUAUGUGUCAGACGCGAAUAGCCCAAUUUUCAGUAAAAGAAAUUGUAAAAGUCAUUUCUCUAUAGAAGAAGUUACGAAGGCUAUAUAAAAUACAACCACAGACCUAUAUAUACUACAAUAAAUAUAGGUUUUUGAUGGCUAGUUACGAUUUAUUUAGGUAGGGGCUGUUUUACUAUUAUAUGCCAAGUAUUAGAGUUUAGAAAAACCCAGGUUUGUUUCUUAUGCAACGCUAUUAGCUAACACCUCAUAUCAUCUCUCCAUUAGUAUAUUUAGAUCUAUAAUCUAAUUCUAGUCUAGAUCUAUAUAUAAAAAUCGAAUAGAUCUUGUAAUAGUAUAGAUUCUAUCUUGAGACUAGAUUGCCGAGUCUAGCCUAUGCUAUGCCUAUAGUCAGUUUUUAUUAGAAAAAAGUCUAGAUAUUAAUAAAAGACUAAAGUUUUUUAAUUAUUAGAUAUAGACAUAAGACAUAGAUCUAAUAAUACUUUAAUACGUUUACUAUACUCUAUACUAAAUCUACUAAACUAGAGAUCUAUCUAUAGAUCUAUCUAUAAUCUAGUCAAUCUAGAUCUAUACAAUAUUCAUUAUAAUACUUCUACUUAUAAUGACUUAUUUAAUAAGUUAGUACUUAGACUUAGAUCUAUUAUAGUUUAUUAAUAGAUUUACUUUUCAAUGACUAGACCUAAUAAUAAAAUUGCGAAUGAUGUCUAUAAUGACUGAUUAUUAUUUUUUUUUAUAUAAUAAUAGCUGGCCUACUAAAUCUAGGUCUAAAAUAAAUCUAGUCUAAAAUAAUGACUGUCUAAGACUCUAGAGUCUAGAUGAUUGAUAAGUUCACAUAGAGGUGUUUUUAAUGAUACGGCAUGUCGGCUGAAAGUAUAUAAAGUGCAUGUUUUUUUGUAAAAAUAUAAAAGAGGCUCCGGUUCUCAGUGAUAGAUUACCUAACUUUCAACUAAUAAUAAAUUAACAAUUAACGUUGAAUUACAAGAAAAGUAAUCAUUUUUCCCGACAUUGAAAAAAGCUGCCGGUACACCGUACCGGUGCGUACCGUCACAAAAAUAUAUGUAUAUCUCAAUCUUCUUUCAUUUAAUUUAUUGCUACUUAAUACAUUGAUACCGGAUCGAUUUAAAUAGGGCCUAAGUAUACAAGCAGGAUUUCGAGCAUUGGAUAAAUUUAUUUUUAAAGUACAAAGUUUUAUGGAAGAGGCAAUAUAUUAGUUGUUUGAGGUUUGUAACUUCUUAAAUUCAGGCUAAAAAUAUCGAAGCCUACAUUUUUACACUCAUUUCUAAACAAUUAGAAGAGAUGGACUGACUCAUAGUCUAAAUUGUGUACAUCUGCAAAAACACAAACUCAGUUAGACUUUCAAAACUAUUAAAAUAAAAACUUAGUGAUUAUUUUUACUGUAUAAUUCUAUUAUUAUUCCUUUUUAGAAUUAGGAUAUAAACAAAAAUUUGCCAUAUGACUUUAUCUAGCAGAAAAAAAAAUUAAACUUACGUCUAUUUAUGCGGUUAUUUAUAGUUACCUAGUAAUAUAAAAUAUAUUGAACUAACACGUACAUUCAUCAUAAUGCAGCCAUUUGAUUUUUCGUUUAUGAACAUAGCAUUAUUUAGGACCAAUAUUUUACAAAGGCUGCUUGGAGAAAUCAGGUAUACCCAUUAGGAGAAAAACGACCCCUUUACUCAAGAAAAAUUUAAGAAACUAGAACAGACACAAAAUAAACAGUGACAUUCAUAACAAAAGAAUAUUCAAAAUUGAUUAGAGUAACACCUUUUUAAGUAAUCAUUUAAAGUUUAAAAUCACUACAAUUUUUUUUUCAACAAUUAUUUUGUGUAUGAAAUUGUGUAUCGGAAAAUGCCGGGUACAUGAAAUAAGCGUCCUAAAAAAAAACAACACAGAUCUUGGGUAAAAUACUCAUCAAAUAAAGUACUGUAAAUGUGUAGUUUCACGCGCUAGUUUCAGGUCUUUUCUUUUUAUAGCCUCUAUCGGGUUAUACCCCAACUACCCUUAUUUUUGUGCAGAUUUUUUUUUCUCUAUCAGGUACACUUAAAAUUAUAGCAUAAUAAUGUCAGUUUAAUUUAAAAAGAGAACUGAAAAAUACAAAGAUAUAUAGGGAAAAAAGCGAUUUCCGGCCCAAUACUUUUUAAUCAAAGAAACGAAACGGACUAGUCCAACAAACCCUAAUGAUGUUACAUGCACUGGAGUGUAACAUAGUAACAUAUAUAAAAGAGGUGCAUAUCGCUCCAGCGACUUUUAAAUAUUCCUCAAUUAAGACCAACAUCAGGUGUUAGAAUUUUUUAAAAUAUUGUAAUUGUAUGUAUUACUAUAUAUGUAGUAUUUUUCAUAAAAGAAAAUAAACCCUUUUUUUUUGUGGCAGUCUUAAUGCAAAGAUCUUAAGAGUAUUUUAUGAAUUUUUUCCAUUCCCUUCAGUGUUUGGCAUAGGAAAUUUUGAGUUUCUUAGAGUUUUUUCCAAGGGAAAUAUCUCAAAAACCAAGUAGGAUUUCGGGUUCCACAUUCAAAGUCGUAAAGGGCCUUAAUCAGUUGGGGAUUUUUAGUUUUGUUGCAUUUUUAGGAAUAAAAUUAAUUAUGAAUAAGUUUUCUUCCCGAAAUAUAUUAGAAGCGCAGACACUUGAAACCGUUUGAACAAUUAUCCCUGCGUUGCUUUUAGUGUGAUUAGCAUUUCCUAGAUUACGUUUAUUAUAUUUAUUAGAUGAACAAUCGAAGGCCGAUAUUAUUUUAAAAAGAACAGGUCAUCAGUGAUACUGAUCGUAUGAAGUUCCAUCACAAUCGUUUGAUUCUUAUAUAAUUAAGGAUUUAAAUUUAGGUGAUUAUUCAUUAUUAGAAGUUGAUAAUCGAGUAAUUCUUCCUUAUAAUGUUAAUACUACUGUAGUAACUACAUCAGCAUUUACAAUUCCUUCAGUAGGAAUAAAAAUAGAUUCUGUCCCAGAGCGUCUUAAUUCAAUAAAUAUGUUUUUGAAUUGACCUGGAGUUUAUUACGGUCAAUGUUCAGAAAUUUGCGGUGCCAAUCAUUCAUUUAUACCUAUUGUAGUUGAAGCAGUCAAUGUAGAAGACUUUUUUUUGAAAGUGCUUAGCACAAAAGAUUGUAAAUCUUUCAUUGAUAUUAAUUCUCAAAAAUAUUAGGUUUAGAGCAAUGUGUUAAACACUGAAAAGUAAUACACAUCCCUGAAAAGCGAAGUUGUUGUUGAGUUUCUUUUCCUCAGUGAUUAUACUAUAAGCUUUUAUUGUGUGUACCACUUAUCACCACUUCUCAUUUCAAAGUAUCUCAUGUUCAUGAUCAGUCCUUAUCGACAUGCUUUUCUAAUGGCUUUAAUAAAUGUAAGGUAAGUGGUGCGCACAUGGGCGCCCGCAGGAGGGUGCACCACCCCCUGGAUUCUGAGCAUCCAAAUUCUAGCAAUUUUUUUUUUUGCACCAUCGGAUCAAUUAAAAUCUAAGUAGCAACUGAACAAGUAGUGCUUCCACUGGUGACUGAAGUACAGUUGUAGUAGACUAGCUUCAGGCUUAUCAGGAAGUGAUGGCUGACCAUGUACGUGCACCCCUCUGAAUUCUGAGUAACUAACUUUUAGCCAGUUUUUUACACCUUCAAAUCAAUUCACUUCUGCUAGGAAGCAACUUAACAUGUAGUGCUUCCACUGAAAUUAAGUAAAAAUAAACUAGAACAGACUAAUCUGUAGCUCUUGUCCGAUUAUGUGCGCUUUAUUAUAGGCUUGCAAUUCAAUAUUGUAUAGCAUGUUAGUCGUGACGAUUUGUUUUCACUUGCACACUAUUAUAGUUAUCAUUAUAUUUAGUAAUUUGUCUUGGAUGACAAAUCCUUGCCAGCUGUCUUUCGAUUUGAUAUAUGGGAAAGUUUCUU